This is a messenger RNA of Salvelinus sp. IW2-2015, 2447 nucleotides long. It is a transcript of the gene napbb, whose product is annotated as N-ethylmaleimide-sensitive factor attachment protein, beta b. Gene Ontology annotation, biological process: intracellular protein transport; synaptic transmission, glutamatergic; regulation of synaptic vesicle priming. Gene Ontology annotation, molecular function: soluble NSF attachment protein activity; syntaxin binding. The record is from RefSeq and is a predicted model, not a curated record. Gene Ontology annotation, cellular component: vacuolar membrane; terminal bouton; synaptobrevin 2-SNAP-25-syntaxin-1a complex. NCBI's taxonomy places the organism in Eukaryota, Metazoa, Chordata, Actinopteri, Salmoniformes, Salmonidae.
GCUACUGCAAAGGCACGCCUACGCUAAAUAAAACCAUCGACUGUAAUCCUUCAUUACUAGAAUCGAAUGCUGGUGUUAUUUUUCUGACUGCUACUUAACGUUAGUAUUUGCAUUGUUCUAAUCAGAGAAUGGACAACUCUGGGAAAGAGAAGGAAGCGAUUCAGCUGAUGGCUGACGCUGACAAGAAAGUGAAAACGUCUGGCUCAUUCUUGGGAGGCAUGUUUGGUGGACCUCAUAAAGUUGAAGAGGCUUGCGAAAUGUACUGCAGAGCAGCCAACAUGUUCAAGAUGGCCAAGAACUGGAACGCUGCUGGUAAUGCCUUCUGCCAGGCGGCCCGGAUCCACAUGCAGCUCCAGAACAAACACGACUCGGCCACCAGCUUCAUCGAUGCAGGAAACGCUUUCAAAAAGGCAGACCCCAGCGAGGCGAUCAAGUGCUUAAACGCAGCUGUUGAUAUAUACACAGACAUGGGACGGUUCACCAUCGCAGCCAAACACCACAUCACCAUCGCAGAGAUCUACGAGUCAGAACUGGUGGAUAUAGAGAAGGCCAUCGCCCACUAUGAGCAGGCGGCAGACUACUACAAAGGAGAGGAGUCCAACAGUUCUGCAAACAAGUGUCUACUGAAGGUGGGGGCCUACGCCGCUCAGUUGGAACAGUACGCAAAGGCCAUCGAGAUCUACGAACAGGUUGGAUCCAGCACCAUGGAUAACCCCCUGCUGAAAUACAGCGCCAAAGAGUACUUCUUCAAAGCCUCUCUGUGUCACUUCAUCGUGGAUGAACUUAACGCCAAACUUGCUGUCGAGAAGUACGAAGAGAUGUUCCCAGCUUUCUCUGACUCAAGAGAGUGCAAGCUGUUGAAGAAYCUCCUGGAUGCUCAUGAGGAACAYAACUGUGAAGCUUUCACAGAAGCAAUUAAAGAGUUUGACUCCAUCUCUCGUCUGGACCAAUGGCAGACCACRAUGCUGCUGCGCAUCAAGAAGACCAUCCAAGGGGACGAGGGAGACCUGAAGUGAGACCACGCCAGGGGGAACACAGCACCGCGGGGCCCACACAUGGCAUGCCACCCCUCUCCACUACUUCACCCCUUACUCAUCCCAUAUUGUUUUUGUGCAAUGACUCAGUCCACGUUCUUACAUGCAGAAUGUCCAGUUAGUUAAAUCCGCUGCAAUGUCUCGGCCAGGGGUCUGACUUUUGGGGAUGGAUUUGAGGUUUUGGUCAGCUAAACAAUUUGUUUAAUUUAGUAAAUCUGUUCCCAAGUAUUCCCACAAAUUUAAAAAAGGGAUAUGCGAUCGUGUAUCAAUGUAAUGAAGGUGUGAAAUUAUUAUUUUCAAAUACAAUCUCUUUUUGGGCUUAGUUGUGGUAAUUUUGCAGUGUACAAAUUAUUAGAAUUAUGUUCUGGCACCGAAACCAUCCACUACUACAAAAAUGAUCCUGCGUCUGAAUCUAGUUGCCUACCCCUGGUGUAGGUCUUUAUAAAGACUAUGUAUACUCUGUUGAAUUCUAUUAUAAUAUCAGUGCUCUCUUAUCGCCAAACUCUAGUUAGGAUGUGGAUCCAGUCGCUCCUCUUUCUGGAGGAUAGAUCCGAUACGUUUCCUGUUUAGUGGUGAGUAAACUUCUGAGAAGGGCAGAGAGGCAUUCUAAUACUAAGGCAUUGAUCACUGACGUUAGUAUUGAGCGCACACACACACGGCAUGAUUUGUACAGCUGUAAUUCAUUAUUCUAUUAGGUUCAACAGAUGUGACCUUUCAUCUAGAAAUGAGUAUUUUAAAUAUAUAUUUCCAUUGUCUUUGCUUGGCUUCCAACUGAAAAGUCUUAAAGGGAAAUGUCCAUUACUUAUAUCAUAAAUGGUUCUUGUAAACAAAGGUAUUCCAGCCUGAGAUGACACAAUGAAUUGUUUCAUAUUUAAAAAAAAAUCUUAUUCUUGAAAUGGACAAUUGAUACAAAUACAAUUUAUUUACAAUCAAGACAUGGCCAGAAAGUAUAUUUUGCUUAGUUAGCAUUUUUUCCAUAUUUCUUAGGCAGAUUGUGUAAUAAUACAGAAUAUGUGAGGCGACUUCCUAAUUCUGCUUGUAAAUGAUUUUUUUUAACGCAGAGCUAAGAAUAUCCCUUGCCCUCUUGUAAGAGCAGUUUCAUUUCUGAACUCCAGCUUGUUCUUCCAUUGUCACUCAUGUUGAUGUAYUAUGUGUUGUGAAGUUGUAACCAUGUUGGUGUAUGCUAGUGCAUCCUCUUGCUGGCCACUAGCAGAGCUGCAUUUCUUUGUGUGUAUAGGUAAUAGUGUUGUGCAACAUUUCCUAGUAGUGAACUGCGGCAAGGUUUCUACUGAGUGCCCCACAACGUAGGGGGCAGUCAGCCUGCAUAUCAAGCUUCUUUCAGAUGGAAUGGUGCUAUUUUCUGUUUUAUUUGGUCUGUGUCUGAAAAUGAACUAAAUAAAAUCAUUAUCAUUC